Pocillopora verrucosa is the source of this 6042-nucleotide messenger RNA. Its product is annotated as contactin-3. NCBI's taxonomy places the organism in Eukaryota, Metazoa, Cnidaria, Anthozoa, Scleractinia, Pocilloporidae. The record is from RefSeq and is a predicted model, not a curated record. Gene Ontology annotation, biological process: cell-cell adhesion. Gene Ontology annotation, molecular function: protein binding.
GAGUAACCUAUAAACAUUGAAAUUCAUGCUGCGGAAAAUUCUUUCUUCUCCAAGGCAACCUAGAGAAACCUUUCUCUAAUUUAGCCCUAAUGAUGCUUUAGUGGAAUCUCUUAACCUGCGAGGAAGUAAAAAAUCAUGCAGCACAAGUCCUAAGGAUCAGCAAAUUCCAAACAUGAUGUAUCCAAGGAUCAACGAUUUAUAAUUAUUCUCCCUCGCUGUGCAUGUCUCUUUGAAAUGGGUUAUAAUUCCUUCAUUAGCGCUGUGGUGAUCGCAAGGAUUUUCAAUGCUAUACUUCCAGCAUAUGCAAGUUUGAUUUUCACAAUAGAGCCAUCAGACCAUGUUGUAGCUGUAGGACAGCCCCUUCUCCUCAACUGCCAGGCCAAAUACAGUAGAUCUGGAAAUGUAGUGAUAUCUUGGAAAAAUAAUAACCAAUGGCUGUUGGAUCCCAAGAAUGCACCCUGGACCCAGUUAGCAAAUCAGUCUUUGUACUAUAGCAGCUUUCCUGCUAAUAGUACUGGCACUUUUGUCUGUGGAGCUUCAGUUCAAGGCACAUCCAUAGUCACUUACAGUAGAAAAGCAACUGUUCAAGCAGCAUACAUCAAACCACAGUACCUCACAAAUCCACAUAAUCUAACAAAAAGAUUGGGAGAGGAUGCAACAUUUGACUGUGUUAUUGCAGAAAGUCUACCCUAUUCAACCAUUCACUGGCAGAAAGAUGGAAAGGCCUUUACUGGUGGUGAAGUAACAGGUCCAUUUCAAAUUCCUAGCACAAAGGCCACAUCAUUAGCCCUGUCAGUGAGGAAUGUAACAUUCUCAAGUGCAGGAUGGUAUGGUUGUGUGGCUGUAAAUCCUUUGUUACCCAGUCUGCCACAGUACAGCAAGAAGGCUUAUUUAACUGUACUUCCUGCUCAAGACAAGCCUCACUUUGGUAUUCGUCCAACAAAUAUGAUUGUACCUGAGCACCUUCCAUCCAUUCUUCAGUGUCAAAUUCUUGGUGUUCCCCCACCUGUGAUAUCAUGGACAAUGAAUGGUCAGCCUGUGAACAAUGUGUCUGACCGGUACAUGCUUGGUAAUGGCUCACUUUACUUUGCUCCUCCAGUGAAAAACUCUUAUGCUGGGCAGUAUGUGUGUAAUGGGACAAAUACAGCUGGAUCAGUCUCAAAUUUUCCUGUGUUUUUCAGAGUGGCAUACUUUGAAUUCAAUUUUCGUGAGAAUCCAACCAAUCAGACAGCUGUUGUUGGUGAUGCAGUCAGCAUGUCCUGUGUUCCUCCUUUCAGUUUUCCUGUUCAGGUCACAAUUAAUUGGUUUCACAACUAUCAGCUGAUUACACCUGGCGGCAGAAUUACUAUUGACAAUUCAGGCACAAUAACUUUUACUUCCAUAGCAAAGUCUGAUGAAGGGAGUUAUUUCUGUGAUGCAACAAAUUCUGUCCUUCAUGCCACAAGAACAUCCUCUGUGGCCUUUGUUGCUGUGUAUGUACCACCAUCUUUUCAAGUUCGGCCCAGUAAUACCAACGUCACACAAGGUUCUCCACUUAUGUUACACUGCCAGGCCAAAGGCGAUCCUAUGCCAAGUUUAACCUGGCAGAAAGAUGGUCAGGCUGUGCAGAAUAAUCAUGUGACGCUUCUGUCCAAUGGCAGCUUGUUCAUUUCUAGUGCUGUUAAGCAGGACGCUGGGACAUUUAGAUGUAUUGCAAACAAUGUCGCAGGUUCUGUCAGUGUGACUGCUGUUGUCGCCAUUUAUGUUCCGCCUUCACUGGUCUCGCCGCCAGAAAACGCUACAAAGACAGUAGGAGAUAUCGUGAAGUUUACGUGCACGUUCAGUGGAAUUCCAAACCCGAGCAUUCAGUGGUUCUACAAAUCUGAAGGGUCUAUGGUUCAAAUCAAUCAAACAAAUCAUUACGAUAUUUUAACCCGAUCCCUUGAAAUCAAGCAGAUAACGAAGAAAGACGAAGGAAGAUACAUUUGUCGAGCUGAAAACGUUGCUGGAAGUUUGGAAGCAUCGGCCUAUUUAACAGUGAGAGUUCCCGCUAGACUCGAUAUGAACCCAAUGAAUAUAACCGUGAAUGAGUCCUCUCCAGCCUCAUUCCGGUGUAAUGCAUCUGGUGAUCCCAAACCAGUAGUUACGUGGUUUAAAGGUGGAACCCAGUUGACCCCAGGAGCAAGGAUUGCGAUUGGUGAAGACAGUUUAACGAUUGUGAGUACGGUCGCCAGUGAUUCUGGGCAGUACAGCUGUAAUGUUAGCAAUGGAUUGAAUUCACAUGUGGGAACUACCCAUUUGCUCGUUCAAGUCCCACCAAAUAUAACAUUAUUUUACGUACCUCGACUGGUAAAACUCGGUGCGAGCGCUGUACUAAACUGUUCUGUGAGAGGUACGCCUAAACCAAGUAUCACGUGGUACAAGAACGGCGAGUUAUUGUCCUCGUCUAGCAGCUUGUUUGUGAUUGGAAGCAUUCGUGAAGCUGACAUUGGAGUAUAUACUUGCACCGCAUCUAACGCAGCGGGAAGGGUAUCAAAGCAUGGAAAUCUAACUGUGCAAGUGGCUCCCAGUCCUCCAUUUCCAAUCUCUGCCAUCCCGGUAUCCUCCUCUGCCAUUCAGUUGUCAUGGCAACCCGUUUUUGAUGGGCACAGUCCAAUUACCAGUUAUAAGCUGGAAAUGAGGAGAGAGUCUGAAAGCUACGUCGUCAUACAAGAGGUCAUCUCUGCCAUGUCAUAUACUGUGAGGAAUCUUCGUCCAUUCACCUUGUACACCUUCAGGAUUUCUGCUCGUAAUGCCGCUGGUUUGGGUAACGGGGCCAAUAUUACGAACAAAACCUUACAAGAUGCUCCUUCGCCACCUACCAACGUUUCUGCGGUAGCCUUAAAUGCGACAACUAUGACCAUCACCUGGGACCUACCAACCACACCUAACGGUCAGAUCACACGCUAUGAAAUUCAUUACAAUGUUGUUGAAAAGAGUAACCUCACCAGCAUAAUGCUACUCGCCAAUCAGCUGCCGGUGCUUCAGGCCAUGAUUGUCGGUUUGAAACCAUUUACUCGUUACCAGUUUAAAGUUCGUGCCGCCACUGAGGAAAGGAAUGUUAUGUGGGGAAACUUUUCAGCGAUUACUAAAGCGACUACGGAUGAAGCAGCUCCAGCUGCAUCUCCUCAAGACAUUCAACUAACAGCUUUGUCUGCUGAGGCCAUUCUCGUUACGUGGAAGAGUAUUCCUUCCGAACUAUCCAACGGCAUCAUCAGAGAAUACAUCGUGAUUGCAAAGGCAGCGGGUCCUUACAAUUUUCAUAAUGAUGGAUUGAAAUACUCCACAAAUUCAUCACUGAAUUUUACAAUUCAAGGACUUCACCCAUGGACAUUUUAUAACGUCACUGUCCAGGCCUACACGGUUGACUCCGGACCAAAGAGCCCUGUUAAACAAGUUCGGACUUUAGAAGCUGCACCUGGUCCGCCAUCGAAUGUGACUUUGGAUUCCGUCAGCCAGCACAGCAUCAUGGUGUACAUAGCUCAGCCUCUUCCUCCAGCACGAAAUGGCGUCAUCCGUGGUUACACUGUGUUGUACAGGCUGGCCAGCCUAACGGAGGCUGAUUAUCUGUCUGUAAAUACAACCUCAUCCCCUGUAACAUUGACCAACCUUUCAGUGUUUACAGAGUAUUCUAUUCAAGCAGCAGCUUUCACCAGCGCAGGACUGGGCACCACAAGCGAAGUGAAAACAGUAGUCACACAAGAAGGAGUUCCAGGCGCAGUCGGUAACGUGACCGUGGUAUCUGUGAGUCACAACACUAUAACAAUAACUUGGCAUCCCCCUGUAAGGCCCAAUGGCGAAAUUAUGGAGUACAGGAUCACCUACAGAUCUCUUGACAAUAACGCGACACGCAUCCUGACAACAGAUGGAAGUUUGACUACAGCUGAUAUCAAGAACUUGUCAGCGAACACGACCUAUUACAUUUACGUAACGGCAAGAACGGGCCAAGGGGCUGGCGAACAAGGAAUGAUUUUUCAUGUCACAACAGGUGUUCCUCCUCCAGUGACUCUCCUUCCCACAGAACCACAGGUUACUCCUACUAAGGAAACAGAGACAACGGUGGUGGCCCCUCCUGUGACAGAGAGGAGAACCAGCGAACUAAACCAGGAGCAGAUGAUCGUCAUAAUCGUUUGUGUGUCGCUAAUAGUUGCAUUUCUUAUAAUAGCAGCCGUUUACUUUCUGGUUUUCCGGCGAUGGAGAGAAAACAGAGAUGGUGGUGGAUACAAAAGAUCAAGAAAAUUACAUGGUUUCAAUGGUGAUUACGAAAUGAACAGGCAUGGUUUCCACGGUAACGCCGUUCUUGAUGUGACUGAAGAGCCGAGUGGAGCAGACGCCGAUGGCUCAAGUGAUUCCUUUGAUUCCGAUUGGGUUAGCAGCAGCAUCGCGUUGCCUUCACCACCACCGAAUCCGGACUACGCAGAACCAGAUCUUUCCUCUCUGCAACGUUCCUCAUCGCGUAAAUCAGAUCGCGCGCAGCUGGUAGGUGCACGACCACACGAGGACUCCAUGAUUAGCCAAGACGGUUAUUCAACCGUUGAGGCUCUUGGAGGUGGAAUUUCCAGCUUUGGCCCCCCUCCCCCACUACCUUUUCGCUCAUCUUCAUUUAACGAGCGAGGUUCUAACUCUCCUGGAAGUCGCAAGUCAUUUACAAAUAAGGGUUACAACCCAGCGUCUGAGCGAGAAGGAUUGGAUCUCGGAGAAGGAAGUCGAAACAGUUUCCCCAACAGGGAUAUUUCAGGGAUGGAGGACAGGGGUUACGAUUCAGACGAGGAGCUUGACAGGAGUCUUGCUUCCGCCAGCGGCGAGAAAUCGACUUUGGACAUAGCCCCUCUCAAUCUUGACGAGUUGUACGCCAAACCUGACUUAACCAAAAAAAGAAAUACCAUUGCAUUACAAUCAGGCAGGCAGGACGAUGAGCCAACUCAUGAUCCUGUGGUGGUGUACGAUGAAAGAACUAAUUUUUAUGGCGAUGAUGCAUCAAAGGAAUCGAAUCCUUCAGUGGACAGAAAUGAUGCAAAAAGUGUUGCUGAGAGUAAUGUCUCGAGCGCAACAAUUGUCUCCGACCUAAAUAGUAGCGAAGUGGCCGAACCCGUUAAGAAUGACGAUCUGAUCAACCUUAGUCUUGAACUUCCACCUCCGGCAAACGCUACUGAGGGGCUGUCCAUCCAAGAUUCAGGCUCUGCCCCUCCCUCUCCGUAUACACUUCGCAGCAGAAAGAUCUCGUUAGGUUCUCAGGACAGUUCCUACGACGAACCUUAUAACAACUUGGAGGAGAUCGACGCUGGCAUUACACCACCGCCGGAUUUUAUCCCCGCUAAGCCCCCGUCGUUGGGAUUUAAUCCCGAAGAAGAAUUGGGCGGUCUCGCCGCUGCUCCAACCAUUUCCCGAUCUUCUUAUCCCAAUGAACCUUAUGGGGUCGAGGACAAAUCCGAGGAAGAGGCCGUGGUUAUGGAGGUGAAGGAGCUUAAAAAUAUGGAAGAUGCUAGAGAAGCUGAGGAUACAAUCAACGAUUUCGACGACAUUCUAAAUGGUCUUCUCGCGAACGAGCCAACAGACGAACCAGAAACAACUCAAGAAACUUUCACGAGAUCCGACGGCUAUGAUUCGACUGUAUUAAUGUUUUAGAUUUCCAAACCGUGUAAGCUGGAAAAUUGUAUGGAAAAGCUUACCAAAGGUAUUUAAGAGUGAGGUUUUUCACCAGCCUUCUGACGAAUGGGAGAGCUCUUGAGGAACUUUUGUGAGAUCUGACGGCUAGGAUUCGGCCGUGGUAAUGUGUAAGCUUUAAGAGUGUUUAGGCUGGAGAAUUUAAACAAAUGGAAAAUGAUAUUUGGGGACUUCGAUUUAGGUGAAACUUUCUGAAGUAAGAGCUUAUGGGUUUGUUUAGAAACUUGCUAUCUGUUACGUUGCAUUUUACUGCGAAAUAUGUUACUCAAAAAGUUUAGUGCAUGGGAAAAGCCAGAUUUCCAGGAGGUCUCUUGAAUGCCCAAUAGCUUAAUGAUAACAAUUGUAGACUUUCUCUUCAAA